UUCUGUGGCGCCAAGAUGGCGAUGGAGAUGAGGCUUCCCGUGGCUCGCAAGCCUCUCAGCGAGAGCAUGGGCCGCGAUACUAAAAAACAUCUGGUGGUUCCGGGGGACACGAUCACCACGGACACGGGAUUCAUGCGGGGCCAUGGAACUUACAUGGGGGAAGAGAAGCUCAUUGCAUCUGUGGCUGGCUCAGUGGAGAGGGUAAACAAGUUGAUCUGUGUGAAAGCUUUGAAAACCAGAUAUAAUGGUGAAGUAGGAGACAUUGUGGUGGGGAGAAUCACAGAGGUUCAACAGAAGAGGUGGAAGGUGGAGACCAACUCUAGGCUGGAUUCGGUCUUGCUUCUGUCAUCCAUGAAUCUUCCUGGAGGAGAGCUGAGGAGAAGAUCUGCAGAAGACGAGCUGGCCAUGAGAGGUUUCUUGCAGGAAGGGGAUCUUAUCAGUGCGGAGGUGCAGGCGGUGUUCUCCGACGGAGCUAUCUCUCUGCACACGAGGAGUCUGAAAUACGGCAAACUAGGCCAGGGGGUGUUGGUCCAGGUUUCCCCCUCCCUGGUCAAACGGCAGAAGACUCACUUUCAUGAUUUGCCCUGUGGGGCCUCAGUGAUUCUUGGUAGCAACGGCUUCGUCUGGAUCUACCCCACACCCGAGCACAAAGAAGAGGACGCGGGGGGCUUCACUGCAAACCUGGAGCCCGUCUCCCUCACCGACCGAGAGGUGAUCUCCCGGCUCCGGAACUGCAUCGUCUCGCUGGUCACCCAGAGGAUGAUGCUGUAUGACACCAGCAUCCUGUAUUGCUACGAGGCAUCCCUUCCACACCAGAUCAAAGACCUCUUAAAGCCAGAAAUAAUGGAGGAAGUAGUUAUGGAAACGCGCCAGAGGCUUUUAGAACAGGAGGGGUGA
This is a messenger RNA of Odobenus rosmarus divergens (Pacific walrus), 897 nucleotides long. RefSeq names its product exosome component 2 (gene EXOSC2). Lineage: Eukaryota; Metazoa; Chordata; Mammalia; Carnivora; Odobenidae. Bases 16 to 897 code for a protein of 293 amino acids. Gene Ontology annotation, cellular component: cytoplasmic exosome (RNase complex); nuclear exosome (RNase complex). The record is from RefSeq and is a predicted model, not a curated record. Gene Ontology annotation, biological process: exonucleolytic trimming to generate mature 3'-end of 5.8S rRNA from tricistronic rRNA transcript (SSU-rRNA, 5.8S rRNA, LSU-rRNA); TRAMP-dependent tRNA surveillance pathway; CUT catabolic process. The transcript is spliced from 9 exons. Gene Ontology annotation, molecular function: RNA binding.